Messenger RNA from Oncorhynchus gorbuscha (pink salmon), 4107 nucleotides. RefSeq names its product dnaJ homolog subfamily C member 16-like. The record is from RefSeq and is a predicted model, not a curated record. The coding region runs from base 16 to 2487 and encodes 823 amino acids. The transcript has 17 exons. NCBI's taxonomy places the organism in Eukaryota, Metazoa, Chordata, Actinopteri, Salmoniformes, Salmonidae.
CACCGCUGUAUUGAAAUGAAAGUUGCAGAUUUAGAGACGUUGGGACAGGGAGGAGAGGAGAUGGGGGGAUUCCAGGCCUCUAUGGUCUGGCUGGCCGUUCUCCUCCUUCUGCUGCUGGGGGAGACGGUGAACACAGGCCAGGAGUUUGACCCCUACAGAGUCCUGGGGCUCACCAAGAGCGCCAGUCAAGCAGAGGUCAAGAAGGUGUACAAGAGGCUGGUCAGAGAAUGGCACCCAGACAAGAACAAUGAUCCUGGGGCUGAAGAUAUGUUCAUCAAGAUCACUAAAUCUUAUGAGAUCCUGGGGAAUGUGGAGCGGCGUGCUAACUACGACCGCUACGGACAGACGGAGGAGAACAAGCAGGGUCAGCACCAGCAGGGCUUCAACCGACACUUCCACAACAGCUUCUAUUUCGACGAGUCAUUCUUCAAUUUCCCUAGGUCAGGCCGGGACUUCUCAGACAGCAAGUAUCUGCUCGACCACGCAGGGUUCAACAGUAAGGUGCUCCCCGACAGCUUCAAGCGGCCCUACCUGAUCAAAAUCACCUCCGAGUGGUGCUUCGCCUGCGUUCACAUCGAGCCAGUCUGGAGGGAGGCAGUACAGGAGCUAGAGCCACUGGGUGUGGGUAUCGGCAUUGUUGACAUUGGUUACGAGCGUCGCCUAGCCAACCAGCUGGGUGUCCAUCGCACGCCAUCCAUACUGGGUGUGGUCAAUGGUAGAGUGACCGUGUUCCACUACUCCGUGGUCAGAGAACACCUGCGACAGUUUGUAGAAGACCUGCUGCCUCAGAGGCUGGUGGAAAAGGUAACAGAUAAGAACUAUGUGUCCUUCCUGGGCAGCUGGCAUGUUGAGAACAAUCCCAGUGUGUUGCUGUUUGACCAAGUGCCUGCAGUGCCCCUGCUCUACAAGCUCACAGCGUUUGCCUUUAAGGACUAUGUGCGGUUUGGUUACGUGGACCAGGGACUGACAGAGACAUCCAGACUACUGCAUCAGUUCAACAUCAACAGCUAUGCUCCCACAAUGCUGCUGUUCAAGGAGAACAUUGAGCAACCUGCUGAUAUUAUACAGGCUAAAGGGAUGAAGAGACAGAUCAUGGAGGAGUUUGUGUCCAACAACAAGUACCUGUGUGUCCCUCGGUUGGUCAACCAGCAUCUGUUCGAUGAGCUCUGCCCCAUCAAGCAGUUCCACCGGCGCAGGAAGUACUGUGUGCUGCUGAUCACUGGUGAGGAGCCAGGGUUUGUCCCUGGUAACCAGGCCUUCUUGACCUUCGCCUCGUCCAACACUAAAGACGUCCUGCGCUUCACAUAUGUCUACCAGAGACAGCAACAACCACUGUGUCAGGCCUUGCUCCACAACCAGGCCCCACUGUUCGCACAGGUGGUGAUACUGGAGAGGCGGAGCCCGGGAGGUAAGGCUGUGUACCGGUCUGUGAUUGGUGGAUGGAACGGCAGUGACGAUGAUAAGACCCGCCUCCACGAGCAGCUGGAGCUCCUGCAGAGAGACCCCUCCUACCUGAGCUAUGACGCCACACUACCUGAACUAAACAACGAAUUGUCCCCCAUGUUUCUGAUUCAGUGGAUCAAUGCAGCUUACGAUUAUUUCCUUCAAAUCUAUGAUGACCUUCUCUUCUCCAACUGGCGGGAGAUGAUGCCCAUCCUGUCUCUCAUCUUUUCUGCUCUGUUCAUCCUCUUUGGUACUGUCAUCAUCCAGGCCUUCAGUGACUCGGGUGAAGAGAAGCCUCCCCAAAAACCAAAGCCAAAGAACCCACCAAAGACUGAAGACUCACCUGGUAGAGCCAAUACUUCCAGUCGUCCUCCUAAGAAGGACUUUGUGGAGGUGACGGAGCUGACAAACAUCACCUACAUCAGUAACUUGGUCAAGCUGAGACCUGGUCACAUCAACGUGGUCCUAGUCCUCACUGACGCUUCCAAGAAUGCUCUGCUCAGGAAGUACGCCAAAGAGGUGUUCUCCUUCUCCGGGACCCAGACCCUACACUUCUCCUUCCUGAAUGCAGACAAACACAGCCAGUGGAUGCCAUCUCUCUUGGAGUCUUGUCCUACUGCAGCCCGGGUCCUGACCCAUGGAGAGGAGGAGGAAGGGGGAGGAGGAGAGGGGGAUGAAUACUCCUCUCCCUUCUCAGGUCGUCCCAGAGACUUCACAGGCCAUGUUCUGGCACUCAAUGGACACAAGAAGUACUUCUGUCUCUUCAGACCUGUCUUCACUGGGGACACGGACACUGGCGGAGAGAGCUCAAGCUCAUCAUCUUCAUCAUUUGACGAAGGCUCCAGGAGAAAGUCUCGGUCAAGGUCGCGAUCCCAGUCGAGCUCACGUUCAAGGGCUACCAGUCUGGAGGUGCACCAUAAGCUGGACAGGCUGGGGCUGUGGAUGGAGAGGCUGAUGGAGGGGACUCUGCCCAGGCACAGUGUCCCUGGCUGGCCUGGGUUGGACACCACCUCCCCAAGCUCCAGCCCCGCUCCCCAGAACUGAGGAACUGGACUGGACCCGACCGGACCCAUAUGAAGUGUAAAUGAGAUUUCUGCAGCUUAAACGUAGCCAGUAGUCAUUAUGCAAAGCCAAUGAAUAAUACAGAAGAUUAAUAUAACCCUAUAAAGUAUACUAACCUUGUCCCAGAUCUGUUUGUGCUUUCUUGCGAAUGCCAACUUCAGGUGUGACAAUGGUCAUAGGAGUUGGUCAGACGGCACAAACUGAUCCGGGACCAGGCAAGAAACUGAAGCUCCAUCACAACAAUCAUUUUUUACUUUAGCUUUAGGGACUGUAGUAGGUGAAGCUUCAAAUGCACUGAUCUUGCCAUUGUCUUUCAUAGGAAGCUGUUAACCCGGAAUUAGGGCCUGAGACAAUUGACGUGUUGCACUGACUACUGUAUGUUUAGAUAUUUUGUUGUAAAUAAACACCAAGGACCCUAUUCAAUAACCACCGGCUCUUAGGAUUUAAAGAAAGGGGGUGGGGUGGCGGUAUAUUAUGUGCAAUUCAGAGGAGGCUGGUGUGGGGUGGAGUCAAGCGUUGUUUCCAUGUGGGGGGGGGGGGGGGGGUUACGUAGGUUAAGAUCCAUGUAGUGAACAAAAUAAUGUGAAGCAAAAAAAAAAUCUCAUGUACAGUUUUAAACUAGGGUCCUGUUCAAAGGAAUACAUGUUUGAAACAGGAAAAUAACUUGUUUUUGUAGCACAAAUUCAGGUAUGACCUCCCUUUUCACGACAUUUCCUCCUAUUUCAUGUUUACUGAACUUUUACCACAGUAACACUGGACUAAGAUCAGUUUUGGCUUAUUCUUUCCUAAUGGUUAGGACUUGGGAGUGAUAAACUGUUCCUGGCUGGUUGAAUAGAGCCCUUGGUGUUCUCUGCUGCUGCUCAGGGCCAGGUCCCCAAGCUGGAGAUCUCCGUACAACUCUUUUUAUAAAUAUUUAUUCCCCUUUGCAGAUCAGGCAGAAAGGUUGAAUCAUCCUUCUGUCUCGUUUCUUUAAUUUUACUUUCGUUUUGAGUCCGUGCCCUUAAAUAUACUGCUAUGGAUUUUAUUGCAUGUCUUUGUCAGAAGAAUAUUCCGUGUUUUGUCACCGUGAGAUUUGCAACGCUCCAUCAACUUUAUUCCACAACUCUUUCCUUCCUGUACCUCAUGAUGUGCUUGUGAACCAGGCUUGUGAUGGUGAGUAAAACCUUGCCUGAGACCUGAAGACUUUGGUUAAGGCUUUAGCUUAGCGAGCUAAACAGUCUGUGCUUGAAACCGUAUGGUCCAUGGUUCAAACCCAGUCGGUGACACUUGCACACAAGUUUUGCAUAAGAUGUCCUUUACUUGCAUUCUUGCUACAGAAUGAUUUCCCGCUCGCUAAGUUAAUAGAUAUAAACUACGUAGAUAUUUCACUUUGCCUGCCUUUUCAUUUGAAUGCGUUUCUCAUGUCCAUGUCCAAUAUUGGUGCUGAUGAGAGAUUUAAUCCAACGUAAAUUUGAGGAGUUGAACUGUUUGGGAGAGUCUGUAGUACUGUAGUCCAUUUUAAACGAUUAGUAUGAAAUGUGAAAUAUAUAAUUAUUUGAUGUGCUGUUAUUUAUUUGAUGUAACUGUGCUUCCUAACAUUAAUAAACAUUUUCUAAAUCUUUA